AAAUUUACAAAAAAAAAACAAAGUUAAAAAAUAUAAGCAGUUACUAUACAAUAAAAUAGCAAAUAGAAAUUUAUUGAAGACACUCACUCAAACAUAAGUCUUUACCAUACAACAAGGAGAGCUAAUAAAGAUUAAUUGACCAUCAUGAAAAAGACUUCACAAAGUGUUAGCCAACCUUAGUCUUCUUAUAAAUAAAAGUAGCCAGAUUAAUAAGGCAUCUUAAGAGAAGGAGAAAAAUUGACGGCUGAGUAAAUUAAAGAAUUCUUACAUGAAUCUAGAUAGAAUUCAGAGUGCAGCAAUUUUGAUGAGACAAUCAAUAAUUAAUAAAAAAUGGAAAAAAUUAUGAUAAAAUAAAACUUCUUAGAGAUGAAUUAAUUAUUUGACCCGAUAGAGUAUUUCGGAGGUCUAAAAGUUAAGGAUCUGAAUCAAAAAGUUGAUGACUAAAGGCUAUCAGAUAUGUUUAAAAUAUAAGCAGAAGAAAAUAAUACAGAAAAGUCAGAUUUAAUUUCUUAUCAUGUGAAAAAUGUCUAGCAAUCUGUAAUGUAAAAAAAUUAAGAAUAACUCAAAAAUUAAAAUUGGAUUGAUAAAGAUAAGCAAGUAAAAACUUACUAUUUCAAUCAAAGCUAGACCUCAUCACUUCUGGGUUAUUCUUAGUAAUAAUAAUAAAAUAAUAAAUAUGCUACAAAAUCCGCUUAAUCUCCUGGUUAGCAGUAAUUAAUAAAGUAAAAUAGCUACUAGUCUUGUGAUAAAGAGAACUUUUCAUGUAUUAAAUAGAAUUAAUCUUUAUAAUAAAAAGGAGCAAGUUUUAAUUCUCCUUUAAAUACAAAAAUAAGUUAAACUUUGCAAUAGAAUUAUUCUAGCUUUACUCAAACUUAAGAACCUCCAAAUAAUAAUGGAAUAUUAAAUAUUACACCUCUUAAACAGAUUAGCUAAAAUAUUUAAUUCAGUUCACCUUCAUAAUUGGCAUAAAAUACCUAGCUUAACAAUUCAAAAAUGAACAAAAAAGAAACAGAAAUGAUGAUUUCACCAGAAUAAAUUGCAAAGUAAAAAUUAUAGCAGUAAAAUAAUACAGGAAACCCUCUCAUUUUCAGUUUUUAAUAAAAUGGAGCUGCUGUAAACGGAUUAAGUUUAAAUACAGAUGUUCUAAAGAGUCAAAAUAAUAGCUUGGAAUAGAUAUAAAAAGUUUUCAAUAAUAAAAGCGGAUAGUAAAGUACAUCAUAAACUCCUUCUAAAAAUCACACAACUAAGGAUGUUAAAAUAGCAUGUAUUCCUAAUGAUACAUCACCAAGCUCUCACAAAGUGGUAGCAUGCAAGCCCCUUUCAUAAAAAAAAGAAGGAGACUUGAAUAGGAUUUAAUUACUUCAAGCAGUAGAGUAAAUAAACAUUGAAAGCUAAAGAAAAAAUGGUGAUUCAUCUUUUAACUCUUCAGUAACUCCUAAAAGUGUGACUCCAAGUAAUAAAGUUAUGAAACAUGAUCAUAGCAGGAUGAACAUAAGCAAUACUUUCAAACAAGAAAGUAAUUUGAAUGGAAAAAAUUCUUAGAUUAGUCAAUAGCACAUGCAAUCAGUAAAUUUUGGAGAUAAUUUGAGUCUAUGCAAUCAAGCUAAGAUAAGUCAGACAGAUAAAAUAGCAGCUAAUGAAGAAUUUUCUACUAAUAAUUAAUUUUUGUCUCAACAAGAGCACUAAGAUGAAAUAGAAUUCUACGAUUGCUCAAAUUGGUAAUCUGUUUAAUAAAUCUCUUAGCAGUUUUAAUCAGUAGAUAAUAACGGAUAAGUUUACAAUACUUAAAAUGCUAUCAAUAAGAAUUGCAGCAUAUAAUCAGUUUAAGACGGGUUAAUCAAUAUUUAGGAGAAUGUAUAUUCCUAAUAAACUAAUGGUUUCUAAACACUUUCUAAGUCUAGUUUGCAUCAUCGUUCCUAAUCCAAAAUGUUUGAAUAAAAAUAAACUUCAGAAUAGUUUUUUAAAGAUAAAGAGAAUCUAGAGCUCACAUUUUAAGAAGAGACAGCUAAUAAUGAAGAGUAGCAAUCUGAAACAGAAUUUAACUGUUAAAAUUUGUAGUCAAGUUUAAAUUAAAUACAGCACUGCUCUCCUUCUACAUACACAUAAUUUAAAUAAGAAAUAACUCAUUCACCUGAAAAGAAUUAUGAAGAAGUAUCUCAAUGCUAAAACAAUUUAUAUAACAAAAUUGCUAGCUUAAACAAACACAAUAAUGCAAAUUAAUUACAAAAUUACAGAAAUAACUUAGGAUAGGAAUCAUAAUAAUCUCAACAAAAUGACAACCUAUCUUAAAAUUUUAAAAAGCACAAAGAAAAAUCUAAGUCAAUGAUUUAAGGGGAAUUGACUAAUGGAGGAAUGAGUUAAAAAUCUGGUACAAGUUAGAAUUAGUAUUCCAGUAGAAAUAAUUCAAGAGAAAUCUAAAAAAAAAAUUCUUACUUUGUCUAAAGACAGAUGAAUUCAGGAACCACGACAAAUAAAUUAAAGUCAUUAAUUACUUCCAAUACUCCUCAAAAUAGCACAAUGAAUGUGAGUUCAAAAGGCAAGUUAUAAGAAAACUCUCAACUAGGAAAGAUCAAUUAAUCAUCUUACAACAACAGUAAAAUGAGUUCAUCAAUAUUAUUAUAGGAAAAAAGCUUGAUUUUCUGUGAUAAAUCGUAAGCAACUAAUGUUUACACUUCGUAAAACACAAACAAUAUUUUACAGAAUUCGAAUAUUUAGGAGAAAUAAAUGACUCAAAACUAUACUCAAUAAUACUAAAGCAAACAAUAAAUUGCUAACUUGCCAAGUAAAGUUAUUCAAAAUAAAAAAAGUAGCUCGCAAGCCACCAACAGAAAAGAUAAUUUCUUAAGUCCUAAAGUAUCUCAAAGAAACACUCCUCGCUCUAAUAGUCAAUAUUCUAGCAUCGACUAUACUAAUACGAACUAGAGCUAGUCAACCUCUAAUGCUUACCAAAGUAAAAGAGGUCACAAUAAAUCAUAACCAAAUUUAUGCAUAUAGCCUCUCUCUAAUUCUAACAUCCAAAAUAAUAGUUAAACUAAAAUAAAUUAUGGAAUCAGUUAAAAUUUACCAAAUUACACAACUAACAUUAUUAAUAAUAAUAACGUGCUUUAAAAUAAUACCAGUGGUGGAAUGAAUAAUUAUUGUAAUAAUAGUAAUAUAAAUAAUGCCACUACAAAUCAAUUAGCUAAUAUUACUAGUAGUUAAAAUAGCCAAAUGACAAAUGGUAUCUUAUCUACUUUAUCAAACGCAUAUUUGAAGAGACCUUCUGGUAAAAGCAUUCAGUAUGAUUAUAAAAAUAUUACAAAUCAAGCAAGCAAUCUAUCAAAAAACAGAUUAGCAUCUUCACCUACCCAUUCUCCUAAUAACUACAAGAUAAAACCAGUAAUUAUUAAUAAUUAAAAUUAAACUUUGAGAUAAAAAAAGCUAAUGAGUAGACUUGAUCAAAAUACAUCUAAAAAUAACUCCUAAGCUCUUUCAUUUAGAGAUCAAUAAACUAACCAUUUAAAUAUCUAAGCACCAAACGCAGGAAGCAAUUCUAUAAAAACAAAUACUAACUAAAGCAAUUUACUAUAGUCUAUAACUGUAAAUAGCGGAAAAUAUAAUCCUGACUAAUUUGAUAAGGACUUGAAAUACAACAUAGCUAUAGAAGCAAAGAAAGCAUUAUUUAAAAUAGAUCCUAAAUAUGAAGAAUCUUUAAAUCAUUUAAUGAGUAUGUAAGCUAGACAUUAAACUUCAUAGUCUUCUUUAUAUUUAAAUUAAAAUCAAUUAUCCUAAGGGAAUCUGCAACAAUUUACUACUACAACAACAGCAACAACUCCAUCGAAUUAUCAAACUAAUAAUAUUUCUAACAAAAAUUAAAUCCAAAAUUAUCAAAAAUGA
Molecule: messenger RNA, 3876 nt
Organism: Tetrahymena thermophila SB210
Lineage: Eukaryota; Ciliophora; Oligohymenophorea; Hymenostomatida; Tetrahymenidae
Product: endo-1,4-beta-xylanase xylA, putative
Exons: 7
Source: RefSeq, a predicted model, not a curated record